UUUUUAAUAACCUUUGACAUCUUUACGUACAUAAAAAAUGAAAACGAAGUUUCUUUGGUAAGCAGAGUUGUUAUGUAUGUAGUUGGCUUUCGGUUACGAUACUGUGAGAUAUAUACAUUGAAGACGGAAGACCAAUCUCUCAUAUUUCUCGUAAAGAUGUCGAAACUUCAAGAAAUUGUCACUUCAAACUGUGUUCCUAUUUUAAUCAGUCUCUUAACUAUUUUUGCGUUACUACUGUAUAAUUAUCUUCGUAAAACGUUCAAAAGAGAUCCACGACAUGUGAAAUUCGCCGAAACAUUGCCAGGUCCUCCAUGUUUACCUCUGAUAGGGAACGGGUUUGAUUUCUAUUAUGGAGGAAAACACGCAAUGAAAAAACUAAUGGAGUAUUCGGUGAACUACGGUGAAGUGUACAGAUUAUGGUUUGGAAAGCAUUUAACUGUUGGCUUAACAAAAGCUGAAGAUUUAGAGGAUGUUUUUAUGAAUUCAAAAAUGUUGGGAAAGCCAGAAUUAUUCAGACCAUUUCAAGAUUUUUGGGGCGAUGGGUUAUUUACGGGUCCAAUGCAUGUUUGGAAAAAGAAUAGAAAACGAUUCCAACCUAUUUUUGGAAAUAACAUAAUGGGUCUUUACACCCCGGAGUUUAAUGAUAAGAUUUAUGCAACUGUAAAUACCAUGAAGCAAUUGGUGAAUGGACUAGAAUUCGAUGCUUGGGACUAUUUACCAUAUUUAUCUUUCGAUGUUAUAACAAAAACAUCCUUAAACGUCGAAUUGGACCCUCACGAUAAGUCAGUAUUGAAAUUUCACGAAUGUGUCAAAAUAGGAAUGGAAACCAGUUUUUUGAAAAUGUUCCGACCAUGGUUGCAUAUUAAAUGGAUCAGAGAUUUAUUUUACAAAAAGCAAGUUGAAGAAGUCAGAGGAAGUAUGAUGCAAUUUUCUAAGCAGACGGUACGCGACAAAAUGGAUGAGAUUAAACAAGAUAUUAUUCAUCGUAAGAACAUAAAUCAAUCGCCUGAUGAAGUAAUAUCUCUAAAGUCGUUCCUAACAACUGCAUAUGAAUUACAAGAAGAAGCAAACAAUGAAACAUUAAUGCACGAUGAAAUAAUCACAAUGAUUACAGGAGGCACUGACACCACAGCAAUCACCAAUUCAUUUUUCGUAUUAGCUAUCGCUAUUCAUCAAGAUAUACAGAAUAAAUUAUACGACGAAAUUUUUGAAGUAUUUGGUGACAGCGAUCGAUAUGCAGAUCACGAUGAUAUCAAACGAUUACCCUACCUUGAUCAGGUAUUGAAAGAAACAUUACGAAGAUUCACUUUAGUUCCGGUUAUAUUCAGAGAUGUAGAAGAAGAUGGAAAAAUAGGUCAUCGAGUAUUCCCAGCUGGCACUACUCUUGCAAUAUCUCUCAUAGGUGUUCAUUUUAAUCCAGACUAUUACCCAAAUCCAUUCGAAUUUAAUCCAGAAAAUUUCAAUCCCGAACUUGUUGAGAAACGUCAUAAACUCACAUUUUUACCUUUCAGCGUUGGAGCAAGGAAUUGUAUCGGACAAAAUUAUGCUAUGUUGGAAAUGAAAUUGACGUUGAUCGCAUUGCUGAGACAUUUUAGCUUCCAUACAACAGUCAAAAUGGAAGAUGUAAAGAUGAACAUGGGUUUCUUGACGACGAGUCCCGAUGGAUACAAAAUUUCUAUUAAACAUAGGAUCAAAAAACCGUCGUAUUUACAGUAAUUUUAUCAUUGAUGCCGUUUCACUCAAAUGUAGGUAUUAUCUACAUUUUAUAAGGAUGGCUUCUACUUUGUAAACUUUUAGCGAUUCAAAUAAUUUUUAAAACCUAUGCAAUGUAUUGCUACUAUAUACGAUGACGAUUUUUUAUUGUUAAGUACAUACAUAGGUAUUUAAUUUUUUAUAUCUUCAACGUGUAAUCGUGAGUAGUAAAUCCAAUUUAUACAUAAGUGGGUGUAGAAUGAGGGAAACAUUAUCAUGUGAUCAGAAAGCAGCGAAUUUUCCUAUGUAGUAGAUUGUAUACCUAAUGUUUGCAAAAUGUACGCUAAUCUCAUAAGUAAUCUAAGUAGGUACUUUCGUAAAGGUAAUAAUCACUUAAAAUUCAUUUUUUAUUGGCCGAAUCUUUCCUUUUUACAAUAAUUAUACCUACGACUUAAUCUUAUCUACGAACCAACAAAGCACUUGUUCGAAAAUAAUAAAUUCGCAAUAUGAA
Planococcus citri (citrus mealybug) is the source of this 2203-nucleotide messenger RNA. Its product is annotated as cytochrome P450 4C1-like. The record is from RefSeq and is a predicted model, not a curated record. NCBI's taxonomy places the organism in Eukaryota, Metazoa, Arthropoda, Insecta, Hemiptera, Pseudococcidae. The coding region runs from base 73 to 1716 and encodes 547 amino acids. The transcript is spliced from 13 exons. Gene Ontology annotation, molecular function: heme binding; monooxygenase activity; oxidoreductase activity, acting on paired donors, with incorporation or reduction of molecular oxygen.